AUGGAAUGUUCAUGUCUCCCUAAGUCUCCGAUAUGUUCAUGUAUCCCAUGUGUCUCACAGAAGCCUUCCUCCAAGGCUGAUUCUGAUGCUGCAUCUGAGUGGCCUCCCAGAAACUUAUACUGGGAUGGUCAAUGCACAGCUUGCCCUGCUAAAUUAUACAACCACUGUUCUCGCGGAGGUGUUCUGGUUGGUGAGCGGGCUUGCGGGAUCACGCGUAUGUGGUGUGAAGGACACUGCACGGAACCUUUGCUGUCUGGGGCUCCUCAGCCAACACUUUACUGGGAUGGCCAGUGCACUGCUUGUCCUGCCAGUUUAUAUCCAGACAGCCACUGCGCACUUGGAGGGACGAUUGUGGACGAGCGGGCAUGUGGGCCAGCCAGAGCUCAUUGUGAAGCGAGAUGCCGCCAACCGCAGUCAACACCUUCACCACAGCCUCAGCUGUACUGGGAUGGCCAGUGUAAGGCUUGUCCAGCCAGCUUAUAUGAAAGUAGCCACUGCUCCCAGGGUGGAUCACUGGUCGGCGAGAGAGGAUGUGGGUUUCUGCACAUUCUUUGCGAGGGUCAUUGCUCACAGCCUGCCCCUACGCCUGAAGGCGCAGACUGGAUCGUGAUUGGGGGAGGUGCCUCGGGAUGCACAGCAGCAGCUGCUUUAGCAGAUGCUGGAGAGGACGUCUUGGUCCUGGAACGAGGCUACUCCGACUUGGAUGUGCCUGACACUGAAUGGGCCAAUACCUGGCCGCAGGUUGUGAACACAAAGGCUGCGCAGGAGAUCAGGUGGACUGAUGGCACCUGGGGAGCCGUGGCAAAUGUCUUGGGAGGAGGCACACAAAUCAAUGGUGGCUUGUACAUCGAGGAGGAGCCAGAGUUCUUCGCCGAGAGCUUCGGCCAGGAUUUCAACGCAUCGAAAUUUUACCGAAGCUCCGCUUGGGUGGCGGAAGAACUCUCCGAGCCUCUGCAGCCCUCAAGCUAUGGCCGGCGUUUUGCCCAAGCACUCCACGAAGUGGGGUCUGGCUCCAAUGAUCCGAAGCCCAGCAUUCGCAUGAAGUCCAAUAGCUCUUGGGUUGCUUACUCCACCUUUAACACGACACAGCCAACAUGGUCUCGCCGUGGUGCAGCAGACCUCCUUCACAUGCGCUCCGAGAUGACGAAUCUCAGAUUCUACACAGGUUAUCAGGUCAUGAAGAUCAACUUCGAGGGCGAACGGGCCACCAGUGUUCAGGUGGAGAACAACUUCAAGGAAGUGGUAACCAUUACAGCACGCAAAGGCAUCAUACUUGCUGCGGGCGCCGUCUUCUCACCCCAGCUUCUUCAAGUAUCAGGCAUUGGAGAUCCAGCUUUACUGCGCAGUUUGGGAGUCCAGGAGGUUGCACCAAACCCAGAUGUGGGCCAAAAUUUUGUGGAUCGGAACAUGGUGAAUUUUGGUGUCUGGUCUUCGGAGUCCAAGCCUCUGUUUGUUGGCUACGCCAUGGCGUCGAAUACCACCUCGCAGAUCACCUUCGAAACCGAUGGUUGGGGAAAAGUCGCCAGCUCCUUCGCCAUUGCCUCGGUUGGCUUGGUGGCCCCAGAUCAACGCACAGAUCUCUUGCGCAAGACUAUGACCCCGUUGUUUGAGGGCCCCAUUGGGAAGAUCAUGGACAACAUGAUCCAGUUUGUGGCGCUGAAUCACAAAACAUAUUCGCGCGGCUCCGUAACUGCAGUCUCUGCUGAUGCUAGAACUGCUCCAACAGUGACGGCAAACCACUUCAAGGAUCCCCGUGACUUGGAGCAGAAGUUCACGGCUAUGAGAGCGCUGAAGGAGAUCAUCUAUUCCGACGCCUUGAAGGACCUGGUGAACGCAAAGUCCUUCAGCGGUGCUGAUGCCAUAGUUCCUGUCUACCUCAGCUGCAUUAAGAACGGCCCGCAGACAGACGCGAAAGCAAUCAUCGUACCAUGCCUACCCGACGAUCAAUUUUCAACUUCAAGGGAAGACUAUAUCGAAUACUUUCACAAGGCUGUGGUCUCGUCCUACCACUAUUUUGGCACUGCUUCCUUCGGGAAUGUAGUCAGUGGCGCCGAGUUCACCGUGAAGGGAACUAGCAAUGUGCACGUCGUGGAUGCCUCAAUUUUUCCGAAUCCGACACGCGUGAACCCACAGGGUACGAUUAUG
Messenger RNA from Symbiodinium pilosum, 2145 nucleotides. The record is from the annotation of a GenBank genome assembly. NCBI's taxonomy places the organism in Eukaryota, Dinophyceae, Suessiales, Symbiodiniaceae.